GCGUUUACAGUUAUGAUCCGAGAAUGUUCACAUGCGGUUUAUGUGAAGAAAUUGUGGACAGCUUGGAAAUAGUAGAGAGCCAUUCUUGUCUAAUAGGAUAUGCAAAAGCAAUUUUUGACGAAAAUCUCUAUUUUUAUCCUCAAUGCAAUAAUGGAGACAUUGUACGUCGAAGCGAUGGGAAAAAUAUUAAUAUCGUUGAGAGCCUACAGUUCCCGUCAAAAAGUCUACAAAAUGUGACACCAGAAAGCAAUACAGACUAGAUUCUGAUUGCAGAGGUAUACUUAAGGGAGUCAUUGUGGAAUCAGAAUGUUGCGAUCGCAAGGCGAGACAGAAGAACGAUGGAUAAGCUGUGGCAAGAAGUCAGCGAAACAACAAAAGGAGUAUACUCUAGUGAAGAGUGUAAAAGAAAAUGGAAAAAUCUCUGUGACCGUUUUAUGCGGAUUGUUUCAGCGGAGAAGCUGCCAAGUGGGGCGGCAAGUCAGUCAAAGAAAAAUAAAUGGCGUUUUUAUGAGUCAUUAAACUUUUUGCGUGACACAUUAUUAAGAAGAGAAACUGAAUCGAAUACAUCAGUCUGUAACAACAAUGUGAAUGUCGAAAACGAAGAGGAAAAAGAGGAAGAAUCUGCACAAGAUGAUACCCCUAAGAACAGCAAGAAGCAAAGGAUAAAUAGAAACUCAAACCAGGAUAGUGUUACGUCCCCUAUUUUCGCGAUUACAUAAAUAUAUAUAAACAGUAAUAAACAUUAAUGACGCACCUAGGAAUAAGCAACAUGUAUCACAUGAUAUAACAUCGAGCCUUGUAAACAUAACCAACUUCCUCGCGUUCGUAAACCUCACCUUCUCUUUCUCAUGAAGACGCGCCUAAAGCCGCUUCCAAAACCAUGUCCACAAACACACUUCUGUAUUACCAACUUCCUCGCGUUCGCAAACCUCACCUUCUCUUUCUCAUGAAGACGCGCCUAC
Messenger RNA from Mycetomoellerius zeteki, 962 nucleotides. Its product is annotated as transcription factor Adf-1. Bases 339 to 719 code for a protein of 126 amino acids. Gene Ontology annotation, cellular component: transcription regulator complex; nucleus. The transcript has 6 exons. Gene Ontology annotation, biological process: regulation of transcription by RNA polymerase II. The record is from RefSeq and is a predicted model, not a curated record. Lineage: Eukaryota; Metazoa; Arthropoda; Insecta; Hymenoptera; Formicidae.